AUGGCUAGUUCGUAUUUCUAUGGUGUGUAUUUGCUCUGCAGCCUGAAUCCUGAUAAACGCUUCGCCGGGCGUUGCUAUAUAGGCUUCACUGUGGACCCUAAUCGUCGAAUAAAUCAACACAAUCGUGGUAAAGAAUUUGGCGGUGCCAAACGUACCAGCAACAAAGGUCCUUGGAAAAUGGUCAUGAUAGUACAUGGAUUUCCAAAUAAUAUAGCGGCGCUGCAAUUUGAAUGGGCAUGGCAACAACCAGCGCUUUCCACACGCUUGAAAUCAUAUCCAGAGUUGCGUCGCAAAAAUCGAAAGGAAAGUCAUUUUGAAUAUAACUUUCGCAUUUUGAGCCGCAUGUUAAAUGUCGGUCCAUGGCAUCGUUUACCACUUACCAUACGCUGGCUAGAAAGUGAAUACGAAUGUGAUUUUAUGUUAAAACCACCAGCGCAUAUGCAAAUAGUGAGCGGUGAUAUUAUACUACCAAAAUCACAAUCAUCACGGCAAAAACGUAACGAGGAAUUGUCACCACCACGCGCCAUUUGGGCACACGAAUGCCACUUGUGCAUGCAGCCGAUUGAAAAUCCGGAACGUUCUCGUAUUGGUUGUAUAAAUUCCCUGUGUAAGCUCACAUGUCAUAUUAUAUGCCUAGCCAAUUAUAUACUAGCCUCGGACGAGAGCAAUCGUGGUCACUACAUACCCAUUGCUGGCGAGUGUCCGCUGUGCGAAGAAAAGUUUGCUUGGAUUGAUUUACUGCAGCGAAAACGUAAAUUACAGGCAAAUGGCGUGGAACAAAUUGAAGAGGAAGAUGAUGAUGAUGAUGAAUAUGACAUUGACAGUGAUGACUAUAAUGGUUACAAAAGUGAUUUUAGCACCGAGGACGCUAAAUCCGAGAGCGAAAGUGGUAGUAUGCUCGGCAUUAAUUCUAAAAAUGAUGUUGAUAUUGAAAAUGGGCAUGUGACUGUAAGAAGUGAAGUCCCUAAAGAGGAUGAUAUACUAGAUUUAUGUAAAAAUGAUGAUAUAAUUUACGUGUUGAGUGACUAAGUUAUUUGAAUUAAAUCGAAUGUAUUGUAAUUAUAUUAAUUAUCCAAUUCUUAUCAAAUAAAAUAAAAUUU
Messenger RNA from Anastrepha obliqua, 1100 nucleotides. RefSeq names its product structure-specific endonuclease subunit SLX1 homolog (gene slx1). NCBI's taxonomy places the organism in Eukaryota, Metazoa, Arthropoda, Insecta, Diptera, Tephritidae. Gene Ontology annotation, biological process: double-strand break repair via homologous recombination. Gene Ontology annotation, molecular function: 5'-flap endonuclease activity; crossover junction DNA endonuclease activity. The transcript is spliced from 3 exons. The coding region runs from base 1 to 1029 and encodes 342 amino acids. Gene Ontology annotation, cellular component: Slx1-Slx4 complex. The record is from RefSeq and is a predicted model, not a curated record.